Camellia sinensis is the source of this 4070-nucleotide messenger RNA. RefSeq lists its product as uncharacterized. Gene Ontology annotation, molecular function: protein binding; ATP binding; ATP hydrolysis activity. The record is from RefSeq and is a predicted model, not a curated record. Gene Ontology annotation, cellular component: mitochondrial outer membrane. NCBI's taxonomy places the organism in Eukaryota, Viridiplantae, Streptophyta, Magnoliopsida, Ericales, Theaceae.
AUAAUAUCGUCUCCGCACUCUCUCCCCCCCUCCGUUUCUCUCUCUCUCUCUCUCUACUUCGAAGGAGAGACGAAGAAGCAGAAGAGGACGAAGCAGACAUGGUUUCUACGAGACGAAGUGGAUCUCUCUCCGGAAACACCAGCAAGAGAUCAUCUUCUUCCGAAGACAAGCCUCUCUCUCCCAAGCGCCAAAAGGCUGAAAAUGGCGGUUCAUCGGAAAAAUCGGCUCCCGCUGAGAAUUCCAAGGAAAUGUGCUCUCCGGCGGCCGUGGAUCCACCGGAAUGCGGGCCUGUUGAUCCUCCGACUGCCGGCGUCGGCGAGGCUGUGAGUCUCGGUAAAGGAGAUGCGGCACAAGCGGUUGCUGUAGCUACCCCGAUCGCUGAUGGUUCUUCGCCGGUUGUGGUGGAUAAACCAAGGAGUUCUUUCUCUUCAUGGAGUACUUAUCAGAAGCAGAACCCCAGUUUUGAAUCUUCAACCCCGUGGUGUAGGCUUUUGUCGCAGUAUGGACAGAAUUCCAAUGUUCCGAUUUGUGCAUCAAAUUUCACAAUUGGUGCAAGUAGAAACACCAAUCUUGUAUUGAAAGACCAAACCAUUAGCGCCGUUUUAUGUGCAAUCAAGCACACACAGCGUGAAGGCACUUCUGUUGCUUUGCUUGAAAGCAAGGGGAGCAAAGGAACUGUGCAAGUAAAUGGGAAGACUAUUAAGAAGGGUACCAGCUGUGUCCUCAAUUCUGGCGACGAGGUGGUUUUUGGUCUGUUGGGGAACCAUGCUUACAUUUUUCUGCAACUCUUGAAUGAGGUUGUUCUCAAGACCCCUUCAACAGUUGGUGGUACAGAGGUUCAGAGUACUGUAGGUAAAUUGCUACACGUUGAAAGGAGGGCAGGGGAUCCUUCAGCUGUGGCUGGGGCUUCUAUUUUGGCAUCACUUUCAAGCCUGCGGCAAGAUUUAUCACGUUUGAAGCCUACUUCUCAAGCCAGUGGUAAAACACAUCAGGGGGCUGAGCUACCGCCCCUUCCGGUUGUUCAUGACAGUAUGGAUGUUGACCUUGAUGGCCUGGAAGUCAAUUCAGCAACAAAUACGGGGAGUGAUAAAGCUGCUGACAUUGGAGCGACCAGCAAGAUCCUUGCUCUUGAUGGCAACCUGGACUCUAGCAUAGAGGCAGGCAAUGUAUUUGAAGAAAGAAAUGAGUGGACGAGGGAUUCACUGCUGGCAUCAACAUCGGGUAUGUCUCUGAGGUGCGCAGCAUUUAAAGAAGACAUUCAUGCGGGGAUUCUUGAUGGCAAAGACAUAGAUGUUUCAUUUGACGAUUUCCCGUAUUAUUUAAGUGAAAACACAAAAAAUGUGUUGAUUGCAGCUUCGUAUAUACACUUGAAACACAAAGAACAAGUUAAAUAUACCUCUGAGCUUCCUACAGUGAGCCCGCGAAUUUUGCUUUCUGGUCCUGCAGGGUCUGAGAUAUAUCAGGAGAUGUUGGCAAAGGCACUUGCUAGAUACUUUGGGGCUAAAUUGCUUAUUUUUGAUAGCCAUUCUUUUUUGGGUGGUUUAUCAUCGAAGGAAGCAGAGCUCCUGAAAGAGGGAUAUAAUGCAGAAAAAUCCUGCAACAUCAACAAGCAAAGUGCUGUAGCUACUGAUCUUGCUAAGGGCACAAGUCCUUCAGCCACCGAGGCAGCUACACCUAGCUCUUCAAAUGUUCCUUCUUCUUGUGGCCCGGAGUCCCAACCAAAAACGGAGAAUGACACUGCACCAGCUGCUUCUGGGGCAUGUAAGAGUCCUUCAUUUAAAGCAGGUGACAGAGUGAGAUUCAUUGGUUCUGCUUCUGGCAGCUUGUAUUCAACACCGUGUCCUUCAAGGGGUCCUACUUUUGGAAUUCGAGGGAAGGUUCUAUUACCUUUUGAAGAUAAUCCUUCAUCAAAAAUUGGUGUAAGAUUUGAUAAACCCAUACAUGACGGGGUGGACCUUGGGGGUCUCUGUGAUGUAGGUCACGGAUUCUUCUGCAAUGUUAAUGAUCUUCGUCUAGAAGCUACGGGUGUGGAAGAUCUGGACAAGUUACUCAUUAACACAUUAUUUGAGGCUGUAAGUAGUGAGAGCAGAAAUUCGCCUUUCAUUUUGUUUAUGAAAGAUGCCGAGAAGUCUAUUGUAGGAAAUUCAGAAUCAUACUCAACAUUUAAAAACAGGCUUGAGAAGCUCCCUGAUAACACUGUCAUUAUUGGUUCACAAACUCAGACCGAUAACCGUAAGGAAAAGUCACACCCUGGUGGUUUACUUUUCACUAAAUUUGGCAGCAAUCAAACUGCUCUUCUUGACUUAGCUUUCCCGGACAGUUUUGGUAGACUGCAUGAAAGGGGGAAGGAGGUUCCCAAAGCAACAAAGCUUCUGACGAAACUUUUCCCCAAUAAAGUUACCAUUCACAUGCCUCAGGAUGAGGCACUUCUUGUGAGCUGGAAGCAUCAAUUGGAUAGAGAUGCUGAGACCCUUAAAAUGAAGGGAAAUAUGAAUCAUCUGCGCACUGUCUUGAGUCGGACUGGGUUGGAAUGUGAUGGAGUUGAGGCAUUGUGCAUCAAGGAUCAAACGCUUACAAAUGAAAGUGCGGAGAAGGUUGUUGGUUGGGCUUUGAGCCACCAUUUAAUGCAGAACCCUGAAGCUGAUUCUGAUUCAAGGCUUGUUUUGUCAAGUGAGAGUAUCCAGUAUGGGAUUGAAAUUCUACAUGCUCUCCAGAAUGAAUCCAAGAGCUUGAAGAAGUCACUAAAGGAUGUUGUGACUGAAAAUGAAUUUGAGAAACGGCUGCUAGCUGAUGUUAUUCCACCUACUGACAUUGGAGUCUCGUUUGAUGAUAUUGGAGCUCUUGAAAAUGUGAAGGAUACAUUGAAGGAGUUGGUGAUGCUUCCUUUACAGAGGCCUGAGCUUUUCUGCAAGGGUCAAUUGACAAAGCCUUGCAAGGGUAUUCUUUUGUUUGGCCCUCCUGGAACAGGAAAGACGAUGCUUGCAAAGGCUGUGGCCACUGAAGCUGGUGCAAACUUCAUCAACAUUUCUAUGUCAAGCAUCACAUCUAAGUGGUUUGGUGAGGGCGAAAAAUAUGUGAAAGCCGUCUUCUCACUAGCUAGUAAAAUUGCCCCUAGUGUUGUAUUUGUUGAUGAAGUUGAUAGCAUGUUGGGUAGGAGGGAAAAUCCAGGAGAGCACGAGGCAAUGCGUAAAAUGAAAAAUGAAUUCAUGGUGAACUGGGAUGGCUUGCGAACAAAAGAUACAGAACGAGUUCUGGUACUUGCAGCCACUAAUAGGCCAUUUGACCUUGAUGAGGCUGUUAUCAGAAGGCUGCCGCGUAGAUUGAUGGUCAAUCUGCCAGAUGCACCAAAUAGAGCGAAGAUCUUGAAAGUGAUCCUAGCAAAAGAGGACUUGUCCCCUGAUAUUGAUUUUGAUUCAAUUGCAAGUAUAACAGAUGGAUAUUCUGGAAGUGACCUUAAGAAUUUAUGUGUGACCGCUGCACAUCGCCCAAUUAGAGAGAUUUUGGAAAAGGAAAAAAAGGAGCGAACUGCAGCACUAGCAGAAGGUAAACCAGCUCCGGCCUUGAGCGUGAGUUCUGAUAUCCGGCCUUUAAACAUGGAUGACUUCAAAAAUGCUCAUGAACGGGUUUGUGCAAGUGUUUCAUCCGAGUCUGUAAACAUGACCGAGCUCCUACAAUGGAAUGAACUCUAUGGCGAAGGGGGUUCUAGAAGGAAGAAAGCUCUCAGCUACUUCAUGUGAAAGCUCGUCAACUGUACAAAAUGGUUCUUCUUUCUCUUUCCUCAAGUUCUGUACUUUCUCUCUCCUUUGCUGCGCCCUCUCUCUGAGGGCUGCCGUGAGAAAACUGUGGUCUGUAAAAUGAAGUGUAGGCUUUUUUUAAGUUAUGGUUAGUAAUCCUUCGGCUAGUUUUCGGGAUGGUUGGUACGAAAAGUGGUGUGGCCUUGCUAGUUUUGGCAUGGCUUUCGCCACUUUUGUUUUGUUCUCUCCCACCUCCUCCUUUGCUGUCAUUGUGAAGAGGACUGCGUUAUUUUAUUUGAUUUUUUAAGUUAUAAUCUAAGAAAGUUGAGGGAACCG